Molecule: messenger RNA, 1948 nt
Organism: Manduca sexta (tobacco hornworm)
Lineage: Eukaryota; Metazoa; Arthropoda; Insecta; Lepidoptera; Sphingidae
Product: activity-regulated cytoskeleton associated protein 2-like
Exons: 1
Coding region: 488-1312 (274 amino acids)
Source: RefSeq, a predicted model, not a curated record
ACCACUGCGCGGCGAGAGUGUGCAGCCGCAAUAUUACACGCCUCCCCAGUCGCUGCGCACGCACACAACGAUGACCGCCCUAAUAAAAACGGCAAACACGGGCCGGAGCAGUCAGUUAACGCUAGCGCGCCGCCGUAUCCAGUACUGGAAAGGAGGCUACCGCUAGCUGAGACGCUCCCCGCUCCCCACACCGCGACCGGACUAUUCCGCUUCCCGGGUGUAGCUUCGUUUCGCACCACGCGUCACGAACUCGCCUGGAACGGAACGCUGUUCCUACCACUAAUAUAUUGUAUAUAGUGUAUCGUAUAUUGUGUGUAAAAAUAAACUCUUUGUUGAACAAUCUUCUUUUGAUCCGUUUCACCAAACAAGUCUUACAUUCUGACGCCCAACGUUAAGCCCGAAAGUAUACAAACUGGCACUUAAUAUAAAGACCCGGAAAAGCCCUAAAGGACGAACAGCCAGCAGGAUAAAAAAAGAACCUGGAGAUAUGAACCUGUCGGUUGACCAAUUCGAAAAGCUUUUAUCCAUCAUCAGCACCCAGCAGCGGCGAGGUUCUUUUGCGACCUGUAAACUGUCAUAUAAUGGCGUGCGAGAUACUGAAACGGUGGAAUCUUUCCUUGCGGCGACUUCAGUGUUCAAAUCUGUUGAACAGAUAUCCGAUGAAGAUGCCAUUAAGAGUAUUCCACUUAUUCUUAAAGAAGAAGCUGCUACUUGGUGGAAUGGUGUUAAAAAAGAAGUGAAGUCAUGGAGUGACUUCGAAUCACGUGUUCGACACGCAUUUGCCCCUAAGAGACCAGCAUACCAGUUGUACCAGAACAUCGUUGGUAUUAAACAGUCCGAAGACGAGCUAACAGAAGUAUUCGUGGCCAAAAAAAGAGCACUGUUUGCGCAAUUGCCCGAAUCCCAUACCGAGGCUCAACAGAUAGAUAUGGUAUAUGGUCAGUUGAGGUAUAAGAUUAGGGUCAAAAUGCCAAGAGAAACAGUGGGAACUUUCGAUGCCUUGCUGAAAGCCGCUAGAGGAGUUGAACAGCUUCUAACAGAGAAGAAGCUUCCAGAAAAUGGAACUUCCGAAAACGCUUUUCAGGAACUGAAGACUCGUCUCACGACUGCACCUGUACUCCGGCAAGCUGAUGAGACGAAACCCUACGUCAUAAAAAGUGAUGCAAGUAAUUACGCACUUGGAGCAGUUCUAGUGCAGGGGGAGGGAGAGGAUGAGCACCCCGUCGAAUAUGCUAGUUGGCUUAUGACCCCUGCAGAGCGAAAUUACUCCACGACGGAAAGGGAGGCCCUUGCAGUGAUGGGCCAUAUCUAAUCCUAAAGCCGAAUGGCAUCUCUUCUUAUAUUAUUUCAGAUCCCAACACACCAGACCAACCGCUGGGCGUGUAUCACACGUCUGCCUUGAGUCCAUACCAAGGUAGUAUUAGCCAGCUUCCACCAGCAGUGCGCCCAUUGAAAAAACGGGGGCGACCGCCUAAGCCUAGUGCUCCUGCCACAACCUCGCAGCAAGCACGCGGACGAGGGCGGCCACGGAGAAACACACAGCAGAACAAUUAACUUCGCUGUCUACUCGUCGGGACGUCUUCGUAUCCAGAGGGGGAGAAUGUAACACCACUGCGCGGCGAGAGUGUGCAGCCGCAAUAUUACACGCCUCCCCAGUCGCUGCGCACGCACACAACGAUGACCGCCCUAAUAAAAACGGCAAACACGGGCCGGAGCAGUCAGUUAACGCUAGCGCGCCGCCGUAUCCAGUACUGGAAAGGAGGCUACCGCUAGCUGAGACGCUUCCCCGCUCCCCACACCGCGACCGGACUAUUCCGCUUCCCGGGUGUAGCUUCGUUUCGCACCACGCGUCACGAACUCGCCUGGAACGGAACGCUGUUCCUACCACUAAUAUAUUGUAUAUAGUGUAUCGUAUAUUGUGUGUAAAAAUAAACUCUUUGUUGAACAA